Molecule: messenger RNA, 1440 nt
Organism: Stegodyphus dumicola
Lineage: Eukaryota; Metazoa; Arthropoda; Arachnida; Araneae; Eresidae
Source: RefSeq, a predicted model, not a curated record
AUGGAAGAUACUGCAUCACAGCAAGAUAGUGCGCGUUCGUUGGAUAAACUUUUGUGCUUUCUUCGAAAUGAAGUGCAAAGUGAGGAAAUGAUUAAGCUCGCUCGUACCGGGUUGGGAGCUUCACGUUCUGAACAUUCGCGUCCACAUGCUGAUGAUCCAGGUUGCUUUACAGCUCCUGCCUUGGUAAAUGUUCAAGACAAUACAGUUGUUGAUCCCAAUAUCCUAAAAGAAUUAAAAGAAAGAAAUAUUACCUUUUCUGAUUUGCAAGCUAAAGAUUAUGACAUUGAGUUGCUUUUAGGAGCAGAUGCCAUUGGAGACAUUAUUACUGGCAGUUCUCUGAAACUGAACUCUGGUGUAACUGUAGUUGGGACUAAAUUCGGAUACACUGUGAUUGGUAAAGUAAACAGAUUAUCUAAAGAACCUACUUCAACUACUAUUCCAGCAAUACUACAAAAUAAUUUGUGCAAUAAUGUAGUUUCGUUGCAUUGUGCUAAUCUUAGCGUAACUGAACUCUGGAAUUUAGGUGCCAUUGGCAUAACAGAUCCAACUGAAGAUGUUAAACGUAAACUUUCUCACUCUGACACCGUUAAGCAAUUUAAAGAGAAUUUAAAUGUUCUUCCUGAUGGCCGAUAUGAAUUGCCACUACCCUUUAAAUCUGAAAUUCGGUUACCUAACAAUAAGUCUAUUACUUUUAAAAGGCAUCAAAGAAUAUGUCAAAGAAUUAAUGAGGAAAAUCAGUUAGAUGAAUAUAAGGUAGUUUUUAAGCAAUGGGAAGACCUAAAAAUAAUAGAAAGGGUUCCUGAAACUGAAAUUGAUAAUUUGAGUUAUUAUUUGCCCCAUAGACCAGUUAUAAAGCAUACUAUCCAGACAAUGAAGGUAAGGUCCGUGUUCGACGCAUCCCUUCAUGAUUGUUUAAAUAGAGGGCCGAACUUAAUUGAACUCAUACCUGAUAUAAUUGACAGGUUUAUAUUGUAUUCUGUUGGUUUAUCAUCGGACAUAGAAAAAGAAUUUCUUCAGCUGAGUAUUAUCCCAGAACACAGAGAUUAUUUGAGGUUUUUUCUUCCAACUCUUGAAGAACCUAUGAUUUACAGACACUGCAGAGUGGUGUUCGGCAUUUGUUCAUCUCCGUUUCAACUCUCUGCAUCGAUAGAGCAUCUCUUGGAUAAUUCCCCUGCCGAGUUUAACGAUGUGACCCAAAAAUUAAAGCAUUCGUUUUAUGUUGACAAUUGUGUCACUGGGGUUCACGAUAUCAAACAGCAAGAAAAUUUUAUAGUUAAGGCUACAGAAGUAAUGGCUCGGGGAUAUUUUAACCUACGGGGUUCGGAAAGUAAUGUUCCAGGUCAUUGUAUUUCCCGUAGUUCAGGGUUUUUUGAGUCCAACUACCUUGUUACCCAAGUUACUAUUACAGGAGGCUUGGACUAUGAAAUUAAAAUGGGAUGA